Molecule: messenger RNA, 1252 nt
Organism: Daphnia pulicaria
Lineage: Eukaryota; Metazoa; Arthropoda; Branchiopoda; Diplostraca; Daphniidae
Product: basic salivary proline-rich protein 1-like
Exons: 2
Coding region: 367-1125 (252 amino acids)
Molecular function (GO): DNA binding
Source: RefSeq, a predicted model, not a curated record
UACUGGCUUGUUCGUCAGACUCCAGCACGUUUCAGCGUAAACGGUGAUAAGUCUCGUACAAACAACGAGGUAGAAAACUGGAAUAGAUGGUUUAAUGCCCGUUGUCAUGGACACAGACAAAAUUUCUGGGCUUUUAUAUGUAAUUGAUCCAAUAGUUCUAUUUUGUGUGUGGCCACCUGAUUUAUCAAAUCAUUUAUAGACCAUUUGCAGGAAUGUGAGGAAACUGCAAGGCGGGAUUUUCUGGUCGCUAGUCGUGGUGGGGAAAUUCGUCGCCCAACGCCAAAUCGAUACAUCGUACGGGAUGAGCAAAUUUUGGGAAGAGCAAGAGAUCUUAGUCAAAACUUAAUAACCAUUUACGAAUUUUUGAUGAUGUCUUCUGUAUCUUUUGAACCUUACGACGAGGGUUUGCCAGAAAAUGUACUGGAAGCACCUGCACCUCGUCGACAACGUAGAUUGGCCCGUUUGCAGGGCGAUGGAAGGCAACAGGUUCGAACAAGAGCCGGAGCACUCCGAAGAGAUCAAGGUGAACCGGAGGCUGAUGCUCCUCGUCGCCCAGUUGGACGGCCGCCACGAAGAGAUCGAGGUGAACCGGGGGCUGAUGCUCCUCGUCGCCCAGUUGGACGGCCACCACGAAGAGAUCGAGGUGAACCGGAGGCUGAUGCUCCUCGUCGCCCAGUUGGACGGCCACCACGAAGAGAUCGAGGUGAACCGGAGGCUGAUGCUCCUCGUCGCCCAGUUGGACGGCCACCACGAAGAGAUCGAGGUGAACCGGAGGCUGAUGCUCCUCGUCGCCCAGUUGGACGGCCACCACGAAGAGAUCGAGGUGAACCGGAGGCUGAUGCUCCUCGUCGCCCAGUUGGACGGCCGCCACGAAGAGAUGGAGGUGAACCGGGGGCUGAUGCUCCUCGUCGCCCAGAUGGACGGCCACCACGAAGAGAUCGAGGUGAACCGGUGGCAAAUGCUGUUGCGCUUUUAUGCAAAGUUUGUUUAAUAAAUCCCAUAAAUCGAGUUCUUAAUUGUGGCCAUCCUUUUUGCGAUAGCUGCACAAAUCGUCUUCCUCUACGAUCCCCCUGUCCAGUUUGCCGGACCCCUAUUGAAGCUGUGCAAAUAUUUUUUUUGCCUUGAUGUUUCUGUUUAAAUUUUUUCAUUUACAUUGCUGUUGACUCUUUUUUAUUACGUACCAACGUAACAUUACACAAUUUUGACAAUCUAGUGAACUCGUUUUAAUUUUAGCUCUCUAGGAGAUGUAUUG